CGCCACCCGCAGCCAUGUGGGCCACAGGUCGUGCUCCCGUUGUGCUGAUCGCCGUCGGUGGAUUCGCCCUGGUGCUUGGUCUGGUGGCCGUGACGUGCCACAAGACGUUAUACGACCACGUCUUGGACUCGCAACUGCAGCUGGGCCCCGACUCUAAACUGCACGACUCAUGGAUCGCACCAACGGUCCCCACCUACCAGACGUUCCGUUUUUGGAACGUUACCAACUGGCAGGAUGUGGCCAGCAAGCGGGCCAGACCAAUUCUGCAGGAAGUGGGACCCUACACUUACAGGAGGGAGCAACGGAGAGUCAACGUUACGUGGAACAGCAAUGACACCGUUACGUACAUGCAGAACAAUACCUGGUUCUUUGAGCCGGAUAUGUCCAAUGGAACAGUAGAAGACAAUAUUACAUCACUGAAUCUCCCUCUGCUGCUGGCUGCUCACACCAUCGAGGGCAUGCCCCCAAUCGUCAAGAAGAUGAUCAUCAACUUGAUCAGCAAAGUGGGCAGUCAGGUGUUCGUUACCAAGACAGUGCGGGAGCUCCUGUUCGACGGUUAUGAUGACCCACUGGCUGACGCCAUCGCUGCCUUGAGGCAUCAGUCGGCGCAGAGUAUUGGCUGGAAAGUCGGGCAAAACAACUCUCAUUUCUUCGAUGGAAUCAUGAACAUGGACACCGGCGCUGAUAUCUCGCACAAGGGCGAUAUCCGCUUCUUGAACUAUAGCGACACCAGCAGGAGCUUCACCAACUCCUGUGGCAUGUUGAACGGCUCGGCUGGAUCACUCUUCUCUGGACGACUGCAGCCAGACUUCGUCCAGGUCUAUGUAUCGAAUUUAUGCCGCUCUCUGAAGCUGCCGUACGAAAAGGAAGUCUCCACGGGCGGCUUGGACGUGAACCGUUACGCCGCCACGGAGAUGCUGUUCGGCAGCCCGGAGGUCAACCCUGACAACUGGUGCAACUGCCACGGACAGUGCCCACCUUCAGGUUUACUGGACAUGUCGAACUGCGCGCCGUUAAACGCAUUUGCCUCGUUACCACACAUGCUGUUCGUUGAGCCGGGGAUUGUCAACCAGACGGAAGGCCAGCAUCCGGGCGAGGACGGCCAUGUCCUGUACCUCGACAUAGAGCCGAGGACGGGAACCCCUGUUUCAAGCCGAUUGCGGCUACAAAACAACCUGCUGCUCCAGGCCAACCCCGACAUCGCGGUGCUGAACAACGUGCCGACGGCUUACAUGCCCAUUCUGUGGAUCGAAGCCGCCGUCGACAUUCCGCCGGACAUGGUGGACCAGCUGUCCACGCUGACGAAGACGGUGCCGGUGGCGCUCCGUGCUGUCAGCGGAACGCUCACCGCCCUGGGCGGUGUGCUGCUAUUCAGCGGUAUUGCUCUCCGCCGGCACCGGCUCUGAUCCGGCCCGGCCGACGACGGAUCUGAGCCGGCGCCGUGUCUGAUCCGGCUCGCUUCGACGACGGAUCUGAGCCGGCGCCGUGUUUGAUCAGGCUCGCUCGACGGAGCGGAGCCGGCACCGUGUCUGAUCCGGCCAGGCCGAUGGAGCGGAGCCGGCGCCGUGUCUGAUCCGGCCAGGCCGAUGGAGCGGAGCCGGCACCGUGUAUGAUCCGGCUCGGCCGAUGAAGCGGAGCCGGCGCCAUGUCUGAUCCGGCCCGGCCGACGGAGCGGAGCCGGCGCCGUGUCUGAUCCGGCCAGGCCGAUGGAGCGGAGCCGGCGCCGUGUCUGAUCCGGCCAGGCCGAUGGAACUGAGCCGGCGCCGUGUCUGAUCUGGCCCGCCCGAUGGAGCGGAGCCGGUGCCAGAAUUCAGAAUUCAUGUCCUAGGUAAUGUUUAGAUGUUGUUGCUCGAUAGCUCUGCUGUUUUGAAAUGAAAAUUUCGCACGGAAUAGUUAUUGAAAUAUAUAUUG
Pollicipes pollicipes is the source of this 1911-nucleotide messenger RNA. RefSeq names its product protein croquemort. The coding region runs from base 15 to 1406 and encodes 463 amino acids. Lineage: Eukaryota; Metazoa; Arthropoda; Thecostraca; Pollicipedomorpha; Pollicipedidae. Gene Ontology annotation, cellular component: membrane; cytoplasm. The record is from RefSeq and is a predicted model, not a curated record. Gene Ontology annotation, molecular function: scavenger receptor activity. The transcript is spliced from 9 exons.